Molecule: messenger RNA, 528 nt
Organism: Vitrella brassicaformis
Lineage: Eukaryota; Vitrellaceae
Source: the annotation of a GenBank genome assembly
CCAUGGGCAGCGCAUCUCAGCGGCCCGCCCCACCCCGCCCAGUCGCCCCCCUUCUCGAGUAUCCACGACAGGCCCAGCAGGUACUUGGGCAGAUUGGCCGGCGACACAUCUGCCGCAUUCUCCAUGCGCACGACGUCCGUGAGGCCUCGCGUGCUGAUGAAGGUCUCGAUCCGGUUGGUCAGGAAGUUGGUGUUGACGAUCGCGCGGAAGGCUCUGCACACGAGCCGGACGCGGCACAUGUCGGUGCCGAAGGGCAUGUAGUUGGCUACGUUGCUGAUGCAGUCGUGUGGCAGGUCGCCGAGGGACCGCAUGGAGGUGAAGCCCGUGAAGGGUGGAGGUGGUGUGGACUCCUUGUACCAGAACCCAGAACUCACCUAAUGAGACCAGCACACACGCAAUAUGGAUGCCAAAUGGACCAAACGUGCCUCCCCCCUGUUUGCCUACGGCGUAUGGCGGGAGGUUCGUGAACGGCGUGUAGACGUUGGGCACAUCCACGACGAACACCUCGGUGCUGCCGAUGGCCCUCAU